This is a messenger RNA of Dipodomys ordii (Ord's kangaroo rat), 2033 nucleotides long. It is a transcript of the gene Exd1, whose product is annotated as exonuclease 3'-5' domain containing 1. Gene Ontology annotation, molecular function: 3'-5' exonuclease activity; nucleic acid binding. The record is from RefSeq and is a predicted model, not a curated record. Gene Ontology annotation, biological process: nucleobase-containing compound metabolic process. NCBI's taxonomy places the organism in Eukaryota, Metazoa, Chordata, Mammalia, Rodentia, Heteromyidae. The coding region runs from base 140 to 1579 and encodes 479 amino acids. The transcript is spliced from 9 exons.
CCAGAAACCACUCCUUUCGACGGCGGUGGUUCCCGGGGUUCUCGCCCGAAGUUCGAGGGACUCAGUACCAUUUGGCUGAAAGCAAGAGUUUGGAUGCCUAAGGAAGAUCAUUUGCAGACUGCUUUUGGAACACAAGAAAAUGGAUCCCAGCAGUGACUACCAUUUCCUCAAUCAGAUUUUGUGGAGGAGAGUGAAACUCACGUUGGUGUCUGGAGUCUUCCAGGGUGUGCUCCAGCACGUGGAUCCCAACAAGAUGGUUGUCCUGAAGAAAGAGGAAGAGGAAGUGACAUACACAGUCAUUGAUCAGUUCCAACAGAAGUUUGGUGCUGCGAUGCUUCACAUCAAGAAGCAGAGUGUCCUGAGCGUGGCUGCAGAGGGAGCCAAUGUGUGUCGCCAUGGGAAGCUGUGCUGGCUUCAGGUAGCCACAAAUAGCCGAGUAUACUUAUUUGACAUUUUCCUUUUGGGAAGUCGUGCUUUCAACAAUGGACUUCAGAUGAUACUAGAAGACAAAAGAAUUUUAAAGGUAAUCCAUGACUGUCGUUGGCUUUCUGAUUGCCUCUCUCAUCAGUAUGGAAUCAUGCUGAAUAAUGUCUUCGAUACACAGGUAGCAGAUGUCCUUCAGUUUUCCAUGGAAACGGGUGGCUUUCUUCCCAACUGCAUCAGCACUUUGCAGGAGAGUUUAGUCAGACACCUUAAAGUUGCCCCUAAACACCUCUCUUUUCUCGAAGAAAGACACAAGCUCCUGGAAAAUCCGGAAGUGUGGUUCACAAGACCUCUUCCACAUGCUUUAUUGAAAAUUUUGGCCCUGGAAGCGACCUACCUUCUCCCCCUCCGCUUGGUACUUCUGGAUGAGAUGAUGUCAGACCUAACCACCCUGGUGGAUAGGUACCUGAACACCUAUCGGGAAGGGUCUGCAGACCAGCUUGUAGGCACAGAGCCCACAUGUAUGGAGCUUCCAGAGGAACUACUACUACUAAAGGACUUCCAGAAGCAACGCAGAGAGAGAGCAGAAAAAGAAUACAGAGUAAAUGCACAGGGACUCCUAAUAAGGACAGUGCUUCAUCCAAAGCAGUCAGUAAUAGAGAAAGCAGGAAAGGAGGAACAAAUCCAAGGCGUCUUAGUUUGUAAAAAUUCUAAGGUAGAGAAAGUUCCAAGUUUUAUAUCUCGUGAUUUUCAAAAGCAUGUGAAGUCGCUGAAAGAAUCUAAGCAAGCAACAACAAAAGUUCCGUUCCAGCUUCCCACAAAAGAAGGAGAAGCCAGCAAGGAUGCCAGUAAUACACUCGCUGGCCCCGAGGAGCAGAGGGACACGCAGGAAGAUGGCCUGGUGAUCCCCAAGAAUGCAUUUCAGACGAGUUCUUCUUUGAAAGAAGAGAUUGAACAGCUUCUGAUGGUGAAAAGUAAGGAGGAUCUCACAUGCACAAAGCAAGAUGUUUCAGUGUCUCCUCUUCCUCAGGAAACCAAAGUGGCACAGAGUGGCGCUGGUCCUCCUUUCCAAAGAGCUGCGACUUGCCCGCUUCCUCCCUGCCCAGCCUUGGAGAAGACAGAAUCCUGGAUGAAUCCAUCUCUAAAUCUGCCUUAGAUGGGCAUAAGAGCGCGAGGCUUUGAGUUCAAACCCCAGUAAUGUGUACACAAACACACACACACACACACACACACACACACACACACACAUGGGACUUAGGACUUGGAGUUUGUUUUGAAGCAGGCACCAUACAGGUACCUGGCUCACUUUCCCUACUAUCUUUGGCCUUCUUCAAUGCCUGAGUUUUCUCAUGCUGUAUGUUUGUUAUAUCUUCAUAAGCUUCCAGGAAAAAUGACAUCCUCUUGCUUACUCACACAUUCCUGAUAUUUGGUCUAGAGUGGGAAUGGAUAAGUUAAAUAAUGAAAGCGGUAAAAUGUCUGAUUAUGUCACUGUGCAGAAAUGUUCACAAUGGCCAGAGUAAAUUACUUCUCAUAAUUCAGGUUUAAAUGACUUGAGAAAGGGAAAAAUAUCUUAGGCUUAAUAUCAAGAAAAAAAUCUAGUUUUUUAAUUU